AUGGAUGUAAACUUGACGCUGUCAGGGCGCGACUUGGCGGGCAUGGGCGCGCUGGCGCAGAGACUCUUCGACCAUGGAAACGACUCCCAGCCGCCCAUCGCCAACGGAACCGUCGGCUCCGAGCCGCCGGAGGAGGAAGACUUGGAAGUGAACACGGACAUCUACUCCAAGAUCCUGGUCACCAUCAUCUACGUCGCUCUGUUCGCGGUCGGAUCCGUGGGCAACUCCAUCACCCUGUACACGCUGCUGACCAAGAAGUCUCUCCAGAACCUGCAGAGCACCGUCCACUACCACCUGGUCAGCCUCGCCGUCUCCGACCUGCUGAUCCUGGUACUGUCCAUGCCCAUCGAGCUGUACAACUUCAUCUGGUUCCACCACCCCUGGCUGUUCGGGGACGCCGUCUGCCGGGGCUACUACUUCCUCCGGGACAGCUGCUCCUACGCCACCGUGCUCAACAUCGCCAGCCUGAGCGUGGAGCGCUACAUGGCCAUCUGCCACCCGUUCAAGGCCAAGAGCAUCAUGUCCCGCAGCCGCACCAAGAAGCUCAUCAGCGCCAUGUGGCUGGCGUCCUUCGUGCUGGCCACGCCGAUGCUCUUCAUCAUGGGGGAGGUGACCAUCAACGGGGAGAAGAUAUGCCGGCCGACCACCGACAACUCAGACGUCACCUUGAAGACGGUGCUUCAGGUUAAUGCGUUUUUGUCCUUCGUGUUUCCCAUGGUCGCCAUAUCCACGCUGAACGGGAUCAUAGCGAACCAGCUGCUGCGGAUGUUCCGAGAAGCGGAGCAAGACAACCGGGUCUGCAUCGUCGCGGGUAACCCCACCAUGCUGAAUGUGACGGUGGAGCCCAACCGCGCCCAGUCACUUCGGCACGGAGUUCUGGUUCUUAGAUUAUACUAUUUGUCUUUUCUUGUCUGGCUAUUGUACAAUACUGUGUCUUUCAUUAUCAACCAAAAUUGUUUCAUAUAA
Lampris incognitus (smalleye Pacific opah) is the source of this 966-nucleotide messenger RNA. RefSeq names its product neurotensin receptor type 1-like. Gene Ontology annotation, cellular component: plasma membrane. Lineage: Eukaryota; Metazoa; Chordata; Actinopteri; Lampriformes; Lampridae. Gene Ontology annotation, molecular function: G protein-coupled neurotensin receptor activity. The transcript is spliced from 3 exons. Bases 1 to 966 code for a protein of 321 amino acids. The record is from RefSeq and is a predicted model, not a curated record. Gene Ontology annotation, biological process: neuropeptide signaling pathway.